Trachymyrmex cornetzi is the source of this 954-nucleotide messenger RNA. Its product is annotated as glutaryl-CoA dehydrogenase, mitochondrial-like. The record is from RefSeq and is a predicted model, not a curated record. Gene Ontology annotation, molecular function: glutaryl-CoA dehydrogenase activity; flavin adenine dinucleotide binding; fatty-acyl-CoA binding. Gene Ontology annotation, biological process: fatty-acyl-CoA biosynthetic process; fatty acid beta-oxidation using acyl-CoA dehydrogenase. Gene Ontology annotation, cellular component: mitochondrial inner membrane. NCBI's taxonomy places the organism in Eukaryota, Metazoa, Arthropoda, Insecta, Hymenoptera, Formicidae.
CAUCAGUCGUUAGUUAACAUGGCGAGCCACAUGCAGAGAUUAUUGUUGAGAGCCGGCCGUUUGUGUCGUGUAAAUUCCACGAGGCAGAUUUCUGCUUCCGCCACGCUCCGAGCGAGACCCGCCUUCAAUUGGGAGGAUCCGUUCGAUCUAGAGUCGCAAUUGACACAGGACGAAAUCCUGAUGAGGGAUCAGUUUCGUUCCUACUGCCAGGAGCAGCUCCUGCCGAACGUGAUCGAAGCGGACCGAAAGGAACACUUCGAUCGAGAGAUUGUAAAGCAGAUGGGACAGCUCGGGGUGUUGGGCUGCACCAUGAAGGGCUAUGGCGGCGCCGGGGUAUCCUCAGUGGCUUACGGGCUCCUUGCCAGGGAAAUUGAGAAAAUCGACAGCGGGUAUCGAUCGGCGUUCUCGGUGCAAUCCUCUCUUUCGAUCGGUGCGAUAAUGUUCGGCAGCGAUGCAAAAGAACGAUUUCUACCUAAAAUGGUUUCCGGGGAAAAGAUCGGUUGUUUUGGCUUGACGGAGCCCAAUCAUGGUAGUGACGCAGGAGCCAUGGAGACUAGAGCCAUUUACGACUCCGAUAAAAAGGUCUACAAAUUGAACGGCAGCAAAACAUGGAAACGAGUCACAAACUCGCCUGUCGCCGACGUGUUGAUAGUAUGGGCGAAAUGUGAUGACGGUCAGAUCCGUGGGUUCGUCAUCGAGAGAGAAGAUAACUUGAUAAAGGGACCAUUCAGUUGCUUAAACAAUGCGCGAUACGGCAUCGCCUGGGGUGCGUUAGGCGCGGCAGAAGCUUGCCUGAACAUUGCUAGAUCUUACACUUUGGAGAGGAAACAAUUUAAAAGACCGCUGGCGGCGAAUCAGCUUGUACAGAAAAAACUGGCGGACAUGAUGUGCGACGUCGCGAUCGGUCUUCAAACUUGCUUACGAGUCGGCAGACUGAAGGAUGAGAAUAGGUAA